Symbiodinium sp. CCMP2592 is the source of this 834-nucleotide messenger RNA. Lineage: Eukaryota; Dinophyceae; Suessiales; Symbiodiniaceae. The record is from the annotation of a GenBank genome assembly.
AUGAAAAGGGGGAGAUCCUGGACUCCAGCGGUGUCUGGCAGCGAAGGCGAGAGAAUUAUCCAGCUCCAGUCUUUGGAUGAUGUUGCCGUGAAAACCGAAGAUGCUUCGCCGUCGCUGAAGGAUCGGGGCUAUGAAAAGCGCCUGGCGGCCUGCGCGGCAGCCUACGCAGCAGUUAUGCUCUCCGGGCCUGUUAAGGCCGAGCUGCGAGACAAGACGCUGAUUCUCACACCAUUGCAGGGCGAGUGCAGCAAUGAAGUCUCCGACUUCGACGUGGUGGAAGUGGUCGGAACCGAUGCCCAGGUGGCGCAGCAACGGAUCGUCCGCUACCGCGCAAUCAUGGGGAUGCUCAUACAGCGCUGUGUCCUGAAGGAAGUGGAGAUGUCGGAACGUUCAUUAACAGGGGCGAACGAUGUUAUUGCCAAAUAUGCCCUCUCUGGGAACAUAUGGAUGGAGGCUUUUCUGAAGUUCGUGGCCGUCGCGUUGGUAGCUGUUGUCUCCAAUGAGAGCGGCCUCAAGCUGUCCGUGGCCAUCGCACUCUUCGCUGCAGCUAACAUUGCGCUCUCGCAGCCCUACAUGCAAAAGCAGGUGAACAUACUGCAGUGCUUCGGUUUCUUGUGCCUGGCGUGUGCCGCUGUGGGCUUCCACCAGCGCUGGGCCUGGCUCACCCGCAGCACCCUCGUGCUGCCCUUCCUGCUGGCAGCCGCUCUGUCGUUGCACCCUGACAGCCCUGCCAUGCUGGCAUCGCGGCUCUUUAAGGAGAUAUGUUCGCAGUUGGACGACCUUCAAGCAGGAAAGUCCAUCCAGCUGAACGUGGAACUGGCAAACUUCAUCUGA